CUUCGCCCCUCCGAGCUGGAAAUGCAACUGUCGGGAGCUUCGGAGGCUGCGGAGCUGGACGCGGAGGCGGCUGGGGAAGUCCGAGCGAUGUGACCAGGCCGCCGUCGCUCGUCUCUUCCUCUCGCCUGCCGCCUCCUGUCGUGAAAAUAACUUUUUUUUUUUUUUUACUAUAAAGGAGAGAGAAAAAAAAAGUAGCUGCCCGCCCCUCCCGCCCUCUGUUCCUCUCAGCCCUGUGAGCCGCGAGGGAGCCCGGGGUGGCCGCUCCGCCGUCGGGGCCGCGCCGCCGAGCCCCGGCCGCCCCGGGCCGCCCCGCCCGCCGCCCCCAUGCAUCCCUUCUACACCCGGGCCGCCACCAUGAUAGGCGAGAUCGCCGCCGCCGUGUCCUUCAUCUCCAAGUUCCUCCGCACCAAGGGGCUCACGAGCGAGCGACAGCUGCAGACCUUCAGCCAGAGCCUGCAGGAGCUGCUGGCAGAACAUUAUAAACAUCACUGGUUCCCAGAAAAGCCGUGCAAGGGAUCAGGUUACCGUUGUAUUCGCAUCAACCAUAAAAUGGAUCCUCUGAUUGGACAGGCAGCGCAGCGGAUUGGACUGAGCAGUCAGGAGCUGUUCAGGCUGCUCCCAAGUGAACUCACACUCUGGGUUGACCCCUACGAAGUGUCCUACCGAAUCGGAGAGGAUGGCUCCAUCUGCGUGCUGUACGAAGCCUCGCCAGCAGGAGGUAGCACUCAAAACAGCAGCAACGUGCAAAUGGUAGACAGCAGAAUCAGCUGUAAGGAGGAACUUCUCUUGGGCCGAACAAGCCCUUCCAAAAACUACAAUAUGAUGACUGUAUCAGGUUAAGAUAUAGUCUAUGGAUGGAUCAUCUUAUAAUGGAUGGAUAAAUUUGAUUUUUGCUUUGGGUGGGCUCCUCUUGGGGAUGGAUUAUGGAAUUUAAACCAUGUCACAGCUGUGAAGAUCUGGCACAAGAUAGAGUGGUAAAAAAAAUUUUUUUUUUAAAGUGACAGUGCCAUAGUUUGGACAGUACCUUUCAAUGAUUUAAUAGCCUGUGAGUCCAAGUAAACGAUCACUUUAUUUGCUAGGGAGUGAAGUCCUAGGGUGGUUUCAGUUUCUCCCAGAUGUUAUACCGAAACAUUUUUCCCAUCAACCCCUUUAAGGCAAAUCUGUAUUUCAAAGAACCUUUCUCUGCAGUAGAUCUUGCAGAGGAAAUUUGCACUAUUACACUUGAAAAUUGUUAACUUUUUUGGCAGCUCAAUAGGAAAGCUCGACAUUUUAAACAUGGUAGUACUGGAAAUUUCGACAAGACUUUUACCUAGCACUUAAAUAUGUAUAAAUGUACAUAAGACAAACCUAGUAAGCAUGACCUGGGGAAAUGGUCAGACCUUGUAUUGUGUUUUUGGCCUUGAGAGUAGCAAGUGACCAGAAUCUGCCAUGGCAACAGGCUUUUAAAAAGACCCUUCAAAAGACACUGUCUCAACUGUGGUGUUAGCACCAGCCAGCUCUCUGUACAUUUGCUAGCUUGUAGUUUUCUAAGACUGAGUAAACUUCUUAUUUUUAGAAAGUGGAGGUCUGGUUUGUAACUUUCCUUGUACUUAAUUGGGUAAAAGUCUUUUCCACAAACCACCAUCUAUUUUGUGAACUUUGUUAGUCAUCUUUUAUUUGGUAAAUUAUGAACUGGUGUAAAUUUGUACAGUUCAUGUAUAUUGAUUGUGGCAAAGUUGUACAGAUUUCUAUAUUUUGGAUGAGAAAUUUUUCUUCUCUCUAUAAUAAAUUGUUUCUUAUCUUGGCAUUUUAA
Canis lupus familiaris (dog) is the source of this 1792-nucleotide messenger RNA. RefSeq names its product BTG anti-proliferation factor 1 (gene BTG1). The record is from RefSeq and is a predicted model, not a curated record. Lineage: Eukaryota; Metazoa; Chordata; Mammalia; Carnivora; Canidae. The transcript is spliced from 2 exons. Bases 325 to 840 code for a protein of 171 amino acids. Gene Ontology annotation, cellular component: nucleus; cytoplasm. Gene Ontology annotation, biological process: negative regulation of cell population proliferation; negative regulation of mitotic cell cycle.